AUGGGAGACUGGAAUUUGUUGGGCAGCAUUCUAGAGGAAGUCCACUUCCAUUCAACCUUGGUGGGGAAGAUCUGGCUGACCAUGCUAUUCAUAUUCCGUAUGCUGGUGCUUGGAGUGGCAGCAGAGGAUGUCUGGGAUGAUGAACAGUCAGCAUUUAUCUGUAACACUCAACAGCCUGGAUGUAGCAACAUCUGCUAUGAUGAUGCUUUCCCCAUUUCUUUGAUCAGGUACUGGGUUUUACAGAUCAUCUUUGUGUCUUCUCCCUCUCUUGUAUACAUGGGCCAUGCACUUUAUAGACUCAGGGCCUUUGAAAAGGAGAGGCAGAGGAAGAAAGUACAACUUCGUUCCCUGCUGGAGGAACCUGAGCAUGACCAAGAAGAGCAUCAAAGAAUAGAGAAGGAACUGAGGAGAUUAGAGGAACAGCGGAAGGUACACAAGGCACCCCUCAAAGGAUGCUUGCUACGCACUUAUAUAUUGCAUAUCUUGACCAGAUCUGUAUUGGAAGUAGGGUUUAUGACAGGGCAGUAUAUUCUCUAUGGGUUCCAAAUGCACCCCCUUUACAAAUGCAGUCGAUUUCCUUGCCCCAAUUUAGUGGACUGCUUUGUGUCCAGGCCCACAGAGAAGACCAUUUUCAUGUUGUUCAUGCACAGCAUAGCAGCUAUCUCCUUGUUCCUAAACAUUUUGGAAAUAUCUCACCUGGGAAUCAGGAAAAUCAUGAAGGCAUUACACGGUGGGUCUAACAGUGAGACUGAAAGGGAACUGCAUCACUCAAAGAAAAAUUCAGUGACCCAGGCCUGUGUAACUCGCUCUUUAUUGCAUGAGAACAUUCCUUUGUCCCAGCCUAUUCACCACUUCUGGCCAGAGAAACAAGUAAUCGGAAUUGGUAAUACGGAGUAUAAAGCAGUGUGGCAACACAACCAUCACAACCAGACUGAAGGAGCACCUCCACCUGGCAAGAAGAACUGGUCCAAGAGGGAUCAGCAUCAUAGAAUGUUCCAAGUUAGCUCUGAAUGUCCCCAGGAUCUUGAUUAUGGUGUCCAGCACUUUCAACAAUGCAAACAUCAGCACCACGGACAGCACCCACGUUCUUCCUUCAGCAAAGGGGACAUUCUUUCUAAAUCGCAUCAGGGCAACCUUGCAAAUUGCUCUUCUUGCACACUAAGUCCGGGAGAGCAGCCCUACAGUCUUUGGAGCCCAAGCAGGUCCUCAAUAGACCUGACUGCUCACUGUAAGACAAGCAAUAACAUCAAGCGAGAGUGUUUUGACUCAGCAGAGAAAGGGUCUCACCCAGGCAGCCGUAAAGCCAGUUUCCUAUCUAGGCUUUUGUUUGAGAAGGGCCAGUUAUCCAAAACUUCAGAAAGCUCUGAUUCCCAGCAUAGCUCUAUCUUGGACUUCCAGCACUGGGGUGAAGAAGACCAUGCCUCCAGCUCUCCACCUCCAGGCACUGGGCGCAGAAUGUCAAUGGCAAGUAAAGACCAACAGGCCCCUGCUCUUGUGAGGUAUAGCCUAAUCGUGUAG
This is a messenger RNA of Gracilinanus agilis (Agile Gracile Mouse Opossum), 1518 nucleotides long. It is a transcript of the gene GJA10, whose product is annotated as gap junction protein alpha 10. The coding region runs from base 1 to 1518 and encodes 505 amino acids. The transcript has a single exon. Lineage: Eukaryota; Metazoa; Chordata; Mammalia; Didelphimorphia; Didelphidae. Gene Ontology annotation, cellular component: connexin complex. Gene Ontology annotation, biological process: cell communication. The record is from RefSeq and is a predicted model, not a curated record.